Molecule: messenger RNA, 1263 nt
Organism: Heterostelium album PN500
Lineage: Eukaryota; Evosea; Eumycetozoa; Acytosteliales; Acytosteliaceae
Exons: 3
Coding region: 1-1263 (420 amino acids)
Biological process (GO): peptidyl-threonine phosphorylation
Cellular component (GO): cytoplasm
Molecular function (GO): protein serine/threonine kinase activity; ATP binding
Source: RefSeq, a predicted model, not a curated record
AUGCUUCCAAGAACCAAAGGUUUUCAAGUUUGUAAUUUGAAUUCACUUACGAAUUCAUUCUCACCAGGUCCACAAUCAAGCGAUGAGAAUAUCCCAGAGCAAUCAGAUGAGAGUGCACUUAGAAUGGCCUUUGGUGGUGAAUCUUCAACAUCAUCCCUAACUUCAUCUCUAACAAAAAAACAACUCAUAGAAAAGAAGAUGGAAGAAAUUAACAUGACAUUCAAAGCAAUUCGUGCAAGUCAGCGUAUAGAUUUGCUUUUUCUUUUGGAUUGUACCGGAUCUAUGGGCGAAUAUAUCAAUCAAGUAAAGAAUGACUUGGUUGAACUGCGAGAAGAGUUGAAAGUCAACUACAAGAGUCUAGACAUGAUGUUUGGUUUCAUUCGAUACACCGAUUUCGAUGUGAAGAAACCUUACUCUAUAUUAGAUUUCACCAACAAAACACUAGAAUUUGUGAAUUUUGUUUCUUCUAUCAAAGACGAAGGCGGAGCUGAUGCACCAUGUCACGGAGAGGAAUAUCAUGAUAUCCCAGACAACUAUCCAGAUGGAGAUCUGAAUGGUAUUACACUUGAUUCGUUGAUGAAAGAUAUCAUUUCUCUCGAUAUCAAUUAUUUCUUUGGUCACAUUGUAAAGUCUGCCACAAGCAAAAUGAUUGAUAUCUUCAACAAACGAUUGGCAUUACUAUCUAAAAAUAUGAGAACAAUCAAUACAUUCGAUUCCAAAGAUAUAUCAACACUCAGCACUCACUUGUUGAAAUCAGUUGAAUCAUCAAUUUCAUCAUCAAGAUCCACUUUAACAAGUCAACUUGUUGAUAAGGAACCGAGAAUACCCAAAGAAUACAUCAUUGUUAAAGAAGUUCCAUAUUUUCCAACACUUCCACUAAUCCAAAUGGAAAUAAUUCAUUUGAAGAUUCCAAACUCUUUAGAUGCUUGCCUGGGUGAAAAUUAUAAGUAUAGUCCAUUUACAGAAGGUAUCGAGAUCAAAAUGGCACCACAACCAUUUUCUCAAGGAGGAAAUCGUUUGGCAUACCAUGCUGUCGAUAAAGAUGGCAAUCGUAAGGUGGUAAAACAAUCAAAAUUCAAAGGUGAGACGCACAAUUCAAUGAAACGAUAUUUUGAAGAAAUAGAAUGUCAAACUGUUGCUGCUAAAUUUGCAUUUGAUUUCAAUCACCUCAGAGGUAAACAAGAUAUCAAUUUUACAUUUGCCAAAUCGAGAAGCUCAUUGAAGGUGAUUAUCAAAAGUUCAACAGUAAUCAUGGAUGGUUAA